GUAGUGAAAUACGAAGAAAGAAAAUAAUUUGGAAAAAUGCCUUGUCAUUUUCGGAGUAUGUUUUCCAAUCGUUACAAUAACAAGCAAGAGCGUUUCUAUGAGCGAUAUGAAGCAAUAUGUCGAGCUAUACCCAAUAUGCCACCAAUGCAACGACCCCAAGUUAACAAAUCUACAAUUGCAUAUAAUAAGGGCAGGAGAAAGAGGUAUCAGGAUGGAAUGGCUGAGCCCAGCGCCGAUUGGCGAACUGGCGAUAAUGUGCCAAUUGUAGAGCGUCGCAGAAUAGAGUUGGCAGGAGACAUACAGUUAAUGGAUAUUCUGUACACGCCGAGUAGCGAGUUCAGUCACACUGUCUGGCCAGUUGAGCCGGCAGAUGAGGAGGAGCUCAGCACAUCCUCGGCCAACAAGCGAGUGCAGCGGAAUGGCACCAAGCUGGACAGAAUCAAGAAGUUGACCAGGGACAUAAGAUGCCGCAAAAAUAAAAAAGAAAUGGAAACCAAUAAGCAAGUCGAGCUACAGCAAAACCCAGUUCGCGCUGAGCAAGUACAAUCCGAUCCGGUCAAGAAAAAAGUGGGAGGUCGUCGCAACAAGCAGCCGGGUGAGCAAUUCCAAUGCACCGAGUGCAUUAAGAAAUUCGACAAUUCCUGGAUGCUGGUCGCUCACAUGCGAACCCACACCGGUGAGAAGCCCUUUGUCUGCCCAGAGCAGAGCUGUCAAAAAUGUUUUGCAGAUCGCUCCAAUAUGCGGUCGCAUCAGCGCACCAUGGGCCAUCAUGUGUGGAAAUUUCAGUGUGGCCAAUGUGGCAAGUACUUUGGCCAGGAGUGCUAUCUGAAACGCCACUCACUGGAAGCUUGUCGCAAGUACCUGCUGACAGCAAAGCAACGAAAAUAAUUGACUAACGAAUUAAUUACAAAGUCACGGUAAAAUGUUGCAUUAAAUAAAAUAAUUAAAAUAAUUGUUAAUAUGUACACACUUGCAAGGAGUAUUAGACUAGUGAUAUUUAUAUUAUUGCCAAA
This is a messenger RNA of Drosophila grimshawi, 1013 nucleotides long. Its product is annotated as zinc finger protein 547. The record is from RefSeq and is a predicted model, not a curated record. The coding region runs from base 37 to 888 and encodes 283 amino acids. Gene Ontology annotation, molecular function: RNA polymerase II cis-regulatory region sequence-specific DNA binding; DNA-binding transcription factor activity, RNA polymerase II-specific. The transcript has 3 exons. Gene Ontology annotation, biological process: regulation of transcription by RNA polymerase II. Lineage: Eukaryota; Metazoa; Arthropoda; Insecta; Diptera; Drosophilidae.